AUGGAAAUCACAGCUUUACUGCUCCUUGUGGUGGUUGCUCAGUCAUUUGCUAUGCCUCUGUCAUCGCCGGAGGAGACUGACAAGUGGCUAUUAGCCGAGGUUAGCCAAUUAAAGCUGUGGGUCUGAUGUCCUUUUGUUUAUCAAUGUCUGUUUGGUGCACUGAAUAUUGAUGUUUUUAAUAUUGAUUUUACAGUUAUCCUUAUACUCGAAGUAAGGAUAAAUGCAAUCAUUUAUAGUAUAAACAAAAUUAUCAUUGUUUUAUUUAAACAAAAUUGUUAAUUGCAGACAAAAAGCCAGACGAUGUUGAAAUACUAUAACCCCUCAAAUUGAACCCUGUGUUUCUCUUAUGGAUUUGCUCCUUAAAUGACCACAUUUAAAUGACAUCCAUUCCAUAUGACCAUUCUUCAACAGCUCCAUGUCUUCAAGGUGUUAACUUAUGAUAUUGUUUUCCUCUUAAGAAAUACCUCCGCAGGUUCUACCACCUUGGAGCUGGACUGCAGGGAACACCAACCCACAGGUCGUCAGACAACAUGCAGGCUAAGAUCAAGGAGAUGCAGUCCUUCUUCAACCUCAAGAUGACGGGGAGCCUGGACGCUAACACCCUGGAACUGAUGAGCAUGGCCAGGUGUGGUGUCCCUGACGUGGAGGAAUACAUCCACUUCCCCCGACACCUCAAAUGGCAGAACACCAACGUGUGCUUCAGGUGAGGCUUCUCAAACACUCUGGGUCAUAGAGUGUGUCAUAAACCUAAUUUGGUCAUUUUUGAUUGUAUUGGUGUAAUAAUGUUAAUUUACUGCACAUGCACCACAUGACCUUGGAUACAAUGGAUAUGAUCAGCUUUAAUUUCUUUGGAUAAAACUUGUUAAGUCUCUCUUGAAUGAAGAUAUGUUUCCUCUCUCUUGAAUGGUCCUUCAGAAUAAUGAAAUAUACUCCUGAUCUGAAGAAGGCUGAUGUGGACAGAGCUAUUCGUAAUGCCUUCAACAUCUGGGCUGACGUCACUCCUCUGACCUUCAAGAAACUGCAUGAGGGGAAGGCUGACAUCAUGAUAGCAUUUGAGACAAAAGGUAGACCCAUUUCUUUAUUCUGUCCUACAGUUGAUACAUUUCUGUCAGUAAGACUAUACAGAAUACAUGGAGAAUAUCUUGAUUAAUUUGAUCAUCUUACUGUAGUUUUGUUCAACAUUCAGUGAUCAUUGUUUAGAGUUGUGCAAUACCCCAUCAUAGAAGAAAUUGACUGAAUGCUGGCUUGCUGGCAACACUUACUGAAACCAUCCUCAAACUUAAUUUUUUUCCUGCCCUUUCCUUGUCUUUAGAACAUGGAGACUUCAACCCCUUUGACGGCCCUGACGGUCUCUUAGCCCAUGCCCAUCCCCCUGGCAGAGACAUUGGAGGAGACACACACUUUGAUGAAGAUGAACAUUGGUCAAAAGACUCAGACUGUAAAUAUUUGGUACAUUUAUGUAGGGGAUCAAGGAAAAUGUAUGACAUUUAAUCAAUGAUUAUUUACUGACAUAUUGCCUCCCCUGUAGCCUACAAUCUUUUCCUGGUGGCCACCCAUGGGUUUGGCCAUGCCCUUGGCUUGUCCCAUUCUUCUGAUCCUGGAGCUCUGAUGUACCCAGUCUACUCCUAUGGCCAGGGUUACCCACUGUCUGUGGAUGAUAUCACCGGCAUUCAAGCUCUUUAUGGUCAGUGUUCCACUUAUUAACCCAAACAGAAAUAGUUAGAGAAAAUGAAAUAAUUCAUAUAAUUCUACCCACUGGAGUCAUAUUUUGAAAUGUUCAUUAUGCGGUUCAAUUCUAUAGGCCCAAACCCCAAUCACAGAAAAGUGAAGCCCAAGCCAGAUGUCCCAAACAAAUGUGAUCCCAUGUUGAGUUAAUGCUGUUACUGAGCUCAGAGGAGAAGCAAUCAUCUUCAAAGACAGGUAGGGAGUGUGUCCAUUCGUGAAAAAACACACCUGUCUAUAUAAGUUCCCACAGUUGACAGUGCAUGUCAGAACAAAAACCAAGCUAUGAGGUCGAAGGAAUUGUCCGUAGAGCUCCGAGACAGGAUUGUGUCGAGGCACAGAUCUCUGGGGAAGGGUACCAAAAAAUUUCUGCAGCAUUGAAGGUCCCCAAGAACACAGUGGCCUCCAUCAUUCUUAAAUGGAAGAAGUUUGGAACCGCCAAGACUCUUCCUAGAGCUGGCUGCCUGACCAAACCGAGCAAUCGGGGGAGAAGGGCCUUGGUCAGGGAGGUGAUGGUCACUCUGACAGAGCUCCAGAGUUCCUCUGUGGAGAUGGGAAAACCUUCCAGAAGGACAACCAUCUCUGCAGCACUCCACCAAUCAGGCCUUUAUGGUAGAGUGGCCAGAAGGAAGCCACUCCUCAGUAAAAGGCACAAGCCCGCUCUGAGUUUGCCAAAAGGCACCUAAAGGACUCUCAGACCAUGAGAAACAAGAUUCUCUUGUCUGAUGAAACCAAGAUUGAACUCUUUGGCCUGAAUGCCAAGCGUCACGUCUGGAGGAAACCUGGCACCAUCCCUACGGUGAAGCAUGGUGGUGGCAGCAUCAUGCUGUGGGGAUGUUGUUCAGCGGCAGGGACUUGGAGACUAGUCAGGAUCGAGUGAAAGAUGAACGGAGCAAAGUACAGAGAGAUCCUUGAUGAAAACCUGCUCCAGAGCAAUCAGGACCUCAGACUGGGGCAAAGGUUCAACUUCCAACAGGACAAUGACCAUAAGCACACAGCCAAGACAUUGCAGGAGUGGCUUCGGGACAAGUCUUUGAAUGUCCUUGAGUGGCCCAGACAGAGCCCGGACUUGAACCUGAUCGAACAUCUCUGGAGAGACCUGAAAAUAGCUGUGCAGCAACGCUCCCCAUCCAACCUGACAGAGCUUGAGAGGAUCUGCAGAGAAGAAUGGGAGAAACUCCACAAAUACAGGUGUGCCAAGCUUGUAGCAUCAUACCCGAGAAGACUCGAGGCUGUAAUCGCUGCCAAAGGUACUUCAACAAAGUACUGAGUAAAGGGUCUGAAUACUUAUGUAAAUGUGAUAUUUUUAUACAAAAACCUGUUUUUGCUUUGUCAUUAUGGGGUAUUGUGUGUAGAUUGAUGAGGGAAAAAAACAAUUUUAUCAAUUUUAGAAUAAGGCUGUAAUGUAACAAAAUGUGAAAAAAGUCAAGGGGUCUGAAUACUUUCCGAAUGCGCUGUACAUGCUGGCAACACUGUUCGCAUAGUCAUCUGUCGUUCUGAAUAUGCAAUUACAGUUCUGCUUUGCUCAUUUCCGUCAGGUGUACAGCAGAAUCUAAUAAAAUUGAUGUUGGUGCAAGAGGCAAAGGUUAAUUUUGUUGACAAAUGUUCAUAUUUUUUCCAGGUAUUAGAAUGUGGGCCCUGAACGGCUACAGCCUGGUGGAGGGCUACCCUAAAUAUAUCCAUAAACUGGGACUCCCCAAGACCGUGUGGAUGGUGGAUGCUGCUGUUUACAUCCCAGACACCGGCAAGACCCUUCUGUUCUCUGAAGAGCAUUACUGGAGGUAGGACGGUAUGGUCUAGUCUGGUCUGGACUCGUCAGGCUAGGUCUGGACUGGUCAGGCUAGGUCAGGCUUGCUCUGGACUGGUCUGGCUUGGUCUGGACUGGUCUGGUUGAGAGAUCUUAUCUGCAAAUAUAACUGUUCAUUAGAGGUUAUAGUCUUGGUUGUGUCUUAUUGACAGUUAUGAUGAGAAGACUAACAAUGGACAGUGGCUUCCCAAGAUCCAUUGA
Molecule: messenger RNA, 3730 nt
Organism: Coregonus sp. 'balchen'
Lineage: Eukaryota; Metazoa; Chordata; Actinopteri; Salmoniformes; Salmonidae
Source: the annotation of a GenBank genome assembly